Messenger RNA from Galleria mellonella (greater wax moth), 2012 nucleotides. RefSeq names its product pyruvate kinase-like. The transcript has 11 exons. Gene Ontology annotation, biological process: glycolytic process. Bases 168 to 1778 code for a protein of 536 amino acids. Gene Ontology annotation, molecular function: pyruvate kinase activity; magnesium ion binding; potassium ion binding. NCBI's taxonomy places the organism in Eukaryota, Metazoa, Arthropoda, Insecta, Lepidoptera, Pyralidae. Gene Ontology annotation, cellular component: cytoplasm. The record is from RefSeq and is a predicted model, not a curated record.
CGUGGUGCGCGCGCAGUUCACUUUUCUCUCUCGCCGCCCAAUGUUCGGCGCGCUUCGCUCCGGGGCGCAGAUUUCCAAUUUUAAAGGGCAGUUCAAGAUCACAAACGCCAAUUGUUCUAUUCAACGUUCACUUUCAGUUACGGAUUUUACAUUUUAAUUCUGUGAAUAUGGUCUGGACAACGAUAUACGAUGGCAAAACUGAGACGGGCUCCUCCGACAAGCCCGGAAUGCAGCUGCUGGCGGCCAACGUGGGCUCCCAGUUGCAGCACAUCUGUGCCCUCGACAUCGACUCCAAGGCGUCGUACGUUCGACUCUCGGGCAUCAUCUGUACUAUUGGUCCGGCCUCCCGCGAUGUCGCCAUGCUUGAGAAGAUGAUGGAAACGGGCAUGAAUGUGGCCCGCAUGAACUUCUCCCACGGCUCGCACGAGUACCACGCCGAGACUAUUAAGAACUGCAGAGAAGCAGAGAAGAAUUACAGUGCCAAGCUUGGCAUCCCGUUCUCUCUGGCCAUCGCUCUCGACACCAAGGGUCCAGAGAUUAGAACAGGUCUCCUCGAAGGUGGUGGUUCGGCUGAAGUGGAACUGAAGAAAGGUGACACAAUCAGGUUGACCACCGACCCCUCGUACCAAGAGAAGGGCAACGCGUCCACCAUCUUUGUGGACUACAAGAACAUCACCAACGUAGUGAAGCCAGGCAACAGGAUCUUCAUCGAUGAUGGGCUCAUUUCUGUGAUCUGUCAGUCUGCUACGGCUGACACUCUUGUGUGCACGAUUGAAAAUGGAGGUAUCCUUGGAUCGAGGAAGGGCGUUAACCUGCCUGGAAUCCCAGUGGAUUUGCCAGCUGUCUCAGAGAAGGACAAGGCUGACUUGCUGUUUGGUGUUGAACAAGGCGUCGAUAUGAUCUUCGCGUCGUUCAUCCGCAACGGUGCAGCCCUACAGGAGAUCCGCAGCAUCCUCGGCGAGAAGGGGAAGAACAUUCAAAUCAUCUCCAAGAUUGAAAACCACCAAGGCAUGGUCAACCUUGAUGAAAUUAUUGCUGCCUCGGACGGCAUUAUGGUCGCCCGUGGUGAUCUCGGUAUCGAGAUCCCACCAGAGAAGGUGUUUUUGGCUCAGAAAACUAUGAUUUCCCGCUGUAACAGGGUGGGCAAACCAGUCAUCUGUGCAACUCAAAUGUUGGAGUCUAUGGUGAAGAAGCCUAGACCAACCCGCGCGGAGACCUCGGACGUUGCCAAUGCCAUUCUAGACGGAGCUGACUGUGUCAUGUUGUCAGGGGAGACCGCCAAGGGAGAUUAUCCCCUUGAGUGUGUACUCACUAUGGCCAACAUCUGCAAGGAAGCUGAAGCCGCUAUCUUCCAUAAACAACUAUUUACUGAUCUCGUUAGUGAGGUGAAACGGCCCAGUGAACCAGCGCACUCUGUAGCCAUCGCGGCCGUGGAGGCGUCCACUACGUGCCUCGCGGCCGCCAUUGUGGUGAUCACCACCAGUGGCCGCUCGGCGCAUCUGCUCAGCAAGUACCGCCCGCGGUGCCCUAUAAUCGCCGUCACGCGGCAGGCGCAGACUGCGCGACAGGCACAUAUCUACCGUGGUGUACUGCCUAUCGUCUAUACAGAACCGCCGGCGAGCGACUGGCUCAAGGAUGUGGACAACCGCGUGCAGUACGGUCUGAAGUUCGGCCGCGCGCGCGGCUUCAUUACAACCGGGGAUAAUGUUGUCGUCGUCACCGGCUGGAAGCAGGGCUCCGGCUUCACUAACACAUUGCGCAUCAUUCAAGUGGAAUAAGGUGUCGCUGCACAAAUCAACUAACAAGAUACAAAUGUUUUAAGUAUUAUAUUAGCGCCGAGAGGAGCGAGUGAUAUCUAAUGAGAUCUAGUGCACUUUGAAUACACGUGUAUAAAUAUAAUUUAAUGUAUAAAUGUUCUCAAAUAUUUAUUUAUAUGAAUAAAUGAUAAUAUUUUACCAAGAUUAUUGUAUUGUUGCAUAUGUGUAACGCAAUAAUAAAAUAUUCUAAAAAUA